Messenger RNA from Caretta caretta (loggerhead turtle), 3075 nucleotides. The record is from RefSeq and is a predicted model, not a curated record. NCBI's taxonomy places the organism in Eukaryota, Metazoa, Chordata, Testudines, Cheloniidae.
GGACAAAGUGUUCCCAGGCAGAGGUGGGCAGGGAACACAACCCCUCUAGAAAUAGUUCAGACAGUCGUGAUCAAAAUCCUCUAGUGGUCUGGAGGCCUGUGUCAAAUGGGUUUCUCAAUCCGAUUCCCCACAGACAGAGAUCAACACUGUGUGCAUGCACGCCCCUUCACAACUGAUACGUAGCCUCUGCAGAGGGGACAAAGGCGUGAAGGGGCCCUGGACACUGUCCCACCCCAGAGGUGGAGUCCCAAGGCUGGGGUGAAGCACGCUGCCAGGAGGAGUGGGGUAAGCUUGCCCCGCCCAUGCUGUAACUGGCGUGGAUGGUCGGAGGAUUUCCGGGUUGCUCAGCUGGCUCUAAACUCCCUUAAGUGCUCAUGCAGCGAACAGCGCCUCCAUAGAGGUUCAGCUCUCACAUCCAGGCUGAGAGGAGACUGGACAGGGAGGCACCUGUGCAUGUCCCAGAGGUCAAAGGCUAGUUUCCACCUUUCAGCUAGGUGAGUCCCACCUUGUAUGCUUGGCAUAACCUGGUUCUGAUCAGUUGUACCAAGGAUGCCUUCGCAGCAAGAGCAUUCCAGGCACCAGGGCCUAGCUGGCACAUUGAAGAACCAAAUCUGUGCCAAAAGCUGCAGUGAAUUGGGAUGUCUCUAGCUCCUUUCCAUGGCACUACUCAGGUCAAGGAGCCUGGGGCUCCACAGGUGAAUAUAGGGGCAAUGCAGCUGUCCCUGGAAUGGACCAAUAGAACCUAAGGUCAGGAAAUGCCGUAGGGCCCAGUCUGAAACUUCACUGGUGCUCCUCUGUGGGAUUGUGGCCUCUGGGGUCUUUAAUUGCUGCAGCCACAGCAUAGGCUGCAGAAGGUAAUCGCUUUGCCAGAGGAUUAUCUACAGGGAAGAGAGAAUGGGGAUUAAAAGGAAGCCUCUUCCCCCCGUCCCCGUCCCCCCCCCCCGUCCUCCCCCAGCUACUGGACCUGUAAGGUGUCUCUGUCCUGAGCACAUGGAAGCGAAGUUCCCUUCCGCCAUGGGAAGGCUGGGUCAGGACAGAGCCAGACCCUGCUGGCAGCCAGCUCAGCCCGGCCAGAAUCCCCAGGGUGAGGGGGAGAUGGAAAAGCAAAUACUACCUGUCUUUUGAAAGCUGGAGUCCAAGGCCAGUGGGAGAAGGACUGGAAACUUCAGAACAACUAAGGAGGGCAGUGUGUGGAGAGGGCACUGGACUGGGCCUGUGAUGAGCACCAUGGAGCUGGGACUCCUCGUCUUAGUCACGCUGGCUGGGUUUGGCUCUGGUGAGGAGGAGGAAGGAAGCUUGGACACAUACUGGUCUGGCACGGCCCCCAUCUGCAUGGGGGGCUGCAAAGGGAGACACAAAGAGCUGAAGAGGAGCCAGUGUGGGAAUGGCAGCUGCUGCUGGCUGGGAUACAAAUCCUUCUGUCGAGUGAACUGCGGGCGGCCAGAGGCAGACUUCAAUUCCAUGGUCUACGGCAAUGACUGGUGGGUGGGCUCUGUGGUGCGCUACGGCUGCCGGCCCGGCUUCCUGCUGGUGGGGGACCCGGCCAGUGCUUGUCAGUCCGAUGGCCACUGGACACCUAAACCCACCUGCCUCCGGCUAUGCCUGCGGGGCCGGAUCGAGAUUAACGAGCGGGACAUCGACGGCAGCUGCUCCUCCACCUGCACGGACAAGGCUCACCUCGGGGCCUUCCUCAACCACGGCUGCAUCACGAUCUCCAACUGCGUCACCAAGCAGUGGGGCUGGACCCGCUGGUUCGCGCGCUGCGACUUCUGCGAGUGCGACUGCUACGUCCCCUGCUCUUCCUCCAGGUAGAGAUCUGGGGUGGAUGGAUUCGUGGGGAGCUGUUCAGCUGUGAAGGGGAGCUCCGUCCCAGGAGGGGCAGCAGCAAACCUGAUGCUCACUGCACAGUAGGCUACCAUACUGUGCCUCUCCCCGUCGGGCCAGACUCCUCCAUCCAUCUGUUCCCAUCGCGCCCUUGGCACGAUACUGGCAGUGUGCUCGUGGAAGUGCGUGGUUGUGUCUGUCUCCUGGGCUGGAACCGUUUGCCAGCCUGUCUUAUUGGGGUGCAGCAUCUGCAGAGGAAAGGACUGCCUCCCCCAUAACUUAACCCUUUGCACCCUGAUUUGUUCCAAACAAGCACGUAGGGGGAUGGGUAUACACAGUCAUCUUCCUGCUCUGCAGGGGGUUACGCUAUGGGAGCCAGGGACCAGAGUUCCUAAGAACAGGAAUGGAAGCCAAGGACUCCAGUCUUGCCCUCUUCUGAGACCGUGGGCAAAGGACAACACCGAUCUCUGCCUCAGUUUUCCCAUAUGCUUAAUGGGGAUGUGGGGGCAUGUGGGGAUUCGCUGUCCCUAACGCCCUUUGAAUGAGGAACGUCAUUAUCUCAGUGCUGCAGAUUGCUACAGCCUCCCCCGUUUCCUCUCACCAGAGCUGGAGUCUGCGUGGACAGGUUCCAUUGGCAGCAGGUGCAGUGAACCAAACCAGCUGGCCAAAAGGGACUGCCCCUCCCUCCCACCUGCAUGCCUGCCCUGGCGAGUGACAAUCCCUAUCAAGGCAGAGGGGCAUGAGCAGAGAGGAGCGGGGAGCAGAGGCCUUCAGCCUAAAGGAGCUUUAGUCAGGGGCAAACUGUGGAAAAGGUGAAUUGUUCUGCAAGUGCUACCUUUGGCAGGGGAAAUGCACCACCCAUAGCAAGAGAGGAGAGGGAGCAGCUGUUCUACGUGGGGGAGAGGGUUGCUCCUGCCCUACUGUGGGAUUAGGCACCAGUUUCCUCUUCUGACGUAGGGGGAUGGAAGGCAGUUGAAGGGAAUCCCCUUCCUUGCCUGCUUUUCUGUGAUGCCAUGCUACUCCCUGGCACCCAGCAGCCUCUGUCACAUUUUCUCCCUCACCUAGCAGUUGGGGAGGGUCUGUGGGACACACAGGCCUCAGCCAGUGGUGUUCUCCCUCCUGGCCACAUAGGGGGUAGGCAUGGGGAAGGUGAGGAUUAAACGCUGGGUAUGGUGAAUGCUGCUCCUGCCCUAGGGGCGUUGUCUCUGUCCCCUGGCUCCAAGCCUGUGACCAUCACUCCAAUAAAUCUGU